Molecule: messenger RNA, 1218 nt
Organism: Mesorhabditis belari
Lineage: Eukaryota; Metazoa; Nematoda; Chromadorea; Rhabditida; Rhabditidae
Source: the annotation of a GenBank genome assembly
AUGUCAAUCUACAUUUUGGAUUCGGAUUGUCUCUCUAUAAUUUUUCACUAUCUACACUUUGCGGAACGGGUGAAAUUCGAGGCGGUUUGUCGAAAAUGGCGGGGAGUAUUGUUGAGAUACUCGAUUAACACGGAUAUUCGAUCAAUCGACAUAUCAAAAUUCCUCAAGACUGCAAACACCGACUAUUACCAACAAGACAGCCUCUCCUUCGAGCCGACUACAAUCGGGAUUUUGGAGCGUUGUGGACCCUAUCUUGAAGAGCUAUCACUUGGUGGUAGAUGGAUGAAAAUCACUCAAGGAGUUUCCGACACAAUUGCUAGCUACUGUUACCGUUUACGGGUACUUGAUCUAGGAGCCGUUAUUAUUCAUGGUGAUAUCAGUGCGAUUCUCGAAGAAGUGGCCGAUAAUUUGGAGGUGUUUUCUCUCGAAGACACAAGUUGGGUGGAUCCAAAUGCCAGCAAAUUGAUCACGCGAUACUUUGAUCGCAUGAAAAAGCUCCGGCGUCUUAAUAUGCGGGCUCAAUCAAAAUACAUCCUAAAUCAAUUACAUGACAUCACCGGUACCCUGCAGUCGCUCGAUAUAAGCACAGCUCUUCGAGAGAUGUCAAACUCUUCAUUGCUAUCUUUGUUGGGAAAACAACAAAAGCUUAAAGAGCUUUUCAUGUAUCCAUCGCCAGUGCUACUCAAUGAUGAGAUGAUUUCAAUGUUGGUGGAGCUGAAAGAAUUGAAGACACUUAGAAUCAGCCAUGUUCCUAACGAUAACUACAUCGUUGAGUUUCUCGGUCAGAUAGAAGCUAUGAAAGAACUCAAGUUGAGAGAAGUUCGAGCGCUUACUGAAGAGGGUCUUCAGGCAAUAUUGAGUAACCUACAAAAGCUUAAAAUCCUAUCCAUCGCCAAAUGCCAAAACGUCUUCGGGUUUAACGCACUAGACCACUGUCAUAGUCUCGUGGAACUCGAGAUAACAGACAAUUCCAAUCUGAUCGACGAAGACCUAUUUUCGAUUUUUGAUAUGGGACUUCUAAAAAUUUUGAGAAUAUCUCGGUGCAACAAUGUGAGCCAUGAGGCUAUAAUGCAUGCGUUGCAAAGAAAUCAAAUUGAAACACUCGAUUUGACUGGAAGCACAAUGAUGACUGAUGAAGUGCUCUUUGCCAUAGCCUCCACUCAACAAGAGCUUUCUUAUUUGAGCGUUAAUGGCUGCCCCAAAAUUUCCAGGUUGCCG